Symbiodinium pilosum is the source of this 3069-nucleotide messenger RNA. NCBI's taxonomy places the organism in Eukaryota, Dinophyceae, Suessiales, Symbiodiniaceae. The record is from the annotation of a GenBank genome assembly.
AUGGCUGGUGUCAACACCAAACGCAAGUUCGGCUUCAUCUUUCCGAUGGCCUCGGGACACAUCAACCCAUCCUUGCCAGUGGCCCGAGCCCUUGUGGAAGAAGGGCACGAAGUCAAUUACCUGUGCAGGGAACAGAUGAAGGAGGCCAUUGAGGAUACCGGUGCCAUGUAUUACUCAGAGGUCGACGAGAUGCGUGAGUUGUAUGAGGUCAGGCAGCUGGACAUCAUGGGUUGCUUGACCGACCUCCAAAAGGAGUUCGGCUUGGAAGAGGACCCGCUUUUCAUUGCCAUGUUCAAAAUCAAGGAAAUCAUGUCGGAGAUGAUGCUGCCUGGUAUCCUGCGCUGGUUGCGAAAAACUGGGGCAGAGGCGGUUGUUGUUUGUCCAUUGAUGAACAAGGAGGCAUGCUGGGCUGCGCAGAUUAUUGGCAUUCCUUGCAUUGGAAUUUUGACCACGGCUGGGCCAGGAAGCCUUCGAUCGGCAAUGGUGGACUGGAUGGCAAAAAUGGGCUACACCCCUGAGCGCUGCCUGGAGGAGCGCCGAGCAUACCAACCCUUGAACGAAGCAAUUGAUCGCUUGCGUUCCAGCUAUAGCUUGGAGGUUACAGUUGACGAGGACAUGUCACCUCUCGGAAUGUGCGUAGUCGCCCAGAAGUCUGCACUGACACUUGUCACUACAGUUGAGUUUCUUGCAGACCCUGUGGCUCCGGAUGUUCAGCAAGUCUAUGAGGCGGACCAAACCGAAUUUGUUUUCGUUGGACCACUCCUGGAUAAAGCCGGAGCUAAGCGAGCAGCGGGACACAAGAUUCAACCGCAAGAGUCCGCGGAGGCAGUGAAGGUUGGUGAUGACGUGGAUCCUUUGACCUUGCUGCGCAAUGCCCGUGCAGCUGGUCGAAAGGUGGUUUUUGCCAGCAUGGGAACAGUUAUCACGGGAGAUAGUCCAGAAGUCGGCUGGGCCAACCGCAUCAAAAUGGAUGGUGUGCCUCAGGGCCUGUCAGGUCAAGAGUUGUGCCAAGCGGCCUGGGGUGCUCUUUUCGAUUGUCUCGGUGCCAAAGAAGAGGGCGACAAAGCAGCGCCGCUGUUGUUGGUGUCAGUCGGACCUCAGCAAGAUGCUCUAGAGAACAUCUCCGUCCCGGCGAACGCAUUCUGUUUGCCUGUCAUGCCACAAGUCGACAUUUUGAAAGAGGGUGUGGACAUGUUCUUGACGCACGGGGGCCAGAACAGCUUCAUGGAGUCUUUAAGCAUGGGAGUUCCGGUGGUCGUUUGCCCGGGCUUUGCAGAUCAACCUGUCAAUGCUGAGAAGGCCGUCCAGCUGGGCGUAGGCUUGCAGGUCGAACGUCCCAUUUGUGACGCGAGCGAUGCUACGCAGGUGGCUGCAAAGUAUCGACAGGAUGUGGCACAGGCCGUGGACAGGGUGUUCACAACCCCAGCAUUCAGGGCGACAGCCGAGGAGUGCGCUGCGCGGAUGCGAUCAGCAGGUGGUGUGCAGAGAGCCAAAGACCUGAUCCUCCAAGCAGUACAUGCGGAAGCAACCCGGGGCGACGAGCUGCUGCAUAUCUUGAUUCGCACUUUGUUCCGCGACCCGGAUCACGGCGUCGGACACCUGGAACAGGGCGAUAUGCUUUGCACGCUCCUCUACAAAAAGGAUCUUGUCACACGGCUUGCCCAGCCGGCCCCCAAGCUAUUCGGAGAGAGCUCCCAGGAGAAGAAUCCGCAUCUUCGAAACCUGCGACAGUCAGAGGCCUAUGCUGCGGCCCUAGAGGCACUCCAGGUGGUUUGUGAGCUUUUGGCCUUCGCAGUCGCGAAUCACAGCCGCCAUCCGAGACAACUCAUGUUCGAGCACAAUCUCGCCUACAAGGCAGCGGCUAUAGCUUUGGCUACGCCACACCGACACCUUCAGUUGGCACCUGUGCGACUGGUCAAAGCCAUGGUCAAAGCCGAGGAUCACAUGUACCUUCCCAACUUGCUGGAGGGUGGCGUGUUCGGCCUGCUCCUGGAGGGCAUUGCGCAAAGCAUUCGUCCGCCGCGACUGGGGGGUGGAGUCUUUGUCUCAGCGAUGUCAGAGCUUCUUGAAUUGAUCCGCAUGCAAAAUGCGAAGCCGCUAGUCACUGGACUCAUCCAGUCGUACAGAGGCGUUCUGGAAGCCCUGGCGCCCAAGGUGAAGGCUGCGGCAUCGCUCCUGCAGCGACAUGCAGAGAACGAGCAAGAGCAGGCGCAGCGUGCUGCUCGCCAGCACAAGAGGACGCUGCUGCGUCGAACGCGACAGUUCGCAGAUGAUCCAGGUGGUGUCGAGGAAGGCAAAACUGAGUUGGACAUUGCCGCGCAGGCCGCUGCCCCAACUGCGGAGCAGGUCCCUUUGCCAAUGGGGAUCAGGAUGGAGGCCAGCGAUGCUGCUGCUUUCGACAUGCCUCUCGUUGACCCCUUCUCCCAAGACUCCUCCACUGAAUCCAACGACUCGGACUCAUCGGACUCCUCUGACAUCUCAGAGGACGGCGAAUACGAGCAGCUGGAUGAUGAAGAGGAAGAAGAGGAGGAAGAGGAGAGCAGCACCGACGACGAAGAUUCUGAGGAGACUUUGCAAGUCCAGGCGGCCGCAGCCGCAGCCCUGGCAGCCGUGGCUUCCGAGACUGGCAUAUCGCUUGCUGGGCAAGAGGAGAGCUCGGCCCAAAACUCUCCGGGUAUGGCUGGAGCAGGUGCUACAUCCCUUGAACCCAGUCCGGGCGAGGUGGGCUUGGAGAACUGCAGCAUUGAAGAGCUCAAAGACAUGAUCACAAAAGAGAUGCGGGAGGCCAGUCCCCGAAAAGGCGACCGAGUUGCCUCGCAAGCUCAAGCCAAGGCUGCACCACCACCAAAGCCCCGGAAAGCAGGUGGACCUCAGGUUAUACCUCGCGCUGGUCAUGAUAAGAACUGGAGCCGGUACAGGCGGUUCCUUGCCGGCGCCGCAGCGAAAACGGCGGAAGUGCGUGCGCCUAAGGUGCAAGACGUCCAGGAGAGCAGUCAGCAUCCGGGAGGGACGUUGAGCCAUGCUCCAAAGAGGGCUAGGAUGGAAACACCAGCGCCAGUGCCCGCCUAG